AUGGAUGUCCUCGUGCCACUGCUAAGCAGUGCUGAGCUCCAACCGCAGGUUCUGGCCAUGUUGAACAGCCUGGGCUCUUCAGGUGCCAUGCUGGUGGUGCUGAACAGCGCGCCCAAAGGGAAGCUCUCCAUCGUGUUGAAAGCACCCGUAGAGGUGCUUGUGCCAGUGGUGUCAGCCACCACGGCAGGCAGUGCACGGGACGUGCUGGUCCCUGUGCUUCAGGAGUCAGAUGAGCUGCUCUCCGGAACCCUGGUGCCUCUGCUAGGCUUGGUGACGGAACCAGAGCGAAUGGCUAUGGUGGUGAACCAGGUGCAGGCGAAGGUGUUGAUCCCGAUCCUCCGUGGCGUGCGCGCGGAGAAGCUGGCGGCCAUCUUGAACGGUCUCAACAAGGAGGACCUAGCUUUGAGCGGCUGUGCGGGGCAGCUGCUGCAGCUGCUGGGUACGGCUGGGAGGCUCCCGGCCUUGGAAAAGGUGGUGCCGUUGAUGGACCAGGCGGAGAGUGGAAAGAUGCUGCGCCUGGUGCAGGGCAUCCCGGCAGAAAAAAUGUUGGACGUCUUGCAGAGUCUGGAGACCAAAGACGUCCUGAGACUUUUGGAGACGCUCGGCUCAAGUGCGCUGCCGGCGAUAUCAAGGAACACCAACGCCGACUUCGUGGUGCGUCUCUUCAACGGACCCCUGGACUCAGUGGUGUCCACCAUGGCGGGCUCCGUGGCCUCGGCCCUGACGGAUCGGACCAUCGCGGAGUUGGUGAAGCAUAGCACCGACACCAUCCAGGCUGGCCUGGCGAAAGCGGAUGACGUCUUGGCACGCGGGCAACAGGCGCGCGGCGGAGAUGCCAUGGGCUACCAGUUUGGCGACCUCACGCGAGGCUUGCUGUCGAUGGGUCAAGAAAGCUGGGAUCGCGGCAGGGAGUUGGUUGAGCAGCACAGCAAACCCAUCCAGGAAGGCAUAGAGGCUUGGCAGAAGGAGGUGGCAGAGAAGACGGAGAGUCUUCAGCGGCUUGGGAUGAAACUGGCUGGAACUAGUGGAACCUAA
Molecule: messenger RNA, 1035 nt
Organism: Cladocopium goreaui
Lineage: Eukaryota; Dinophyceae; Suessiales; Symbiodiniaceae
Source: the annotation of a GenBank genome assembly